GUUCUUUAGCUCUUCGUCGUCCCUGCAGACGAGAUUGGGUACCAAGAACCGCGGCUAAUUCACUAUUAAAUACUCUUGACGAUUUAAUCUAGUUGAAAAUGGUUGAAGAACAGAGACGCCGCGUUGAGGACAAGAUGACGAACAUGAUCGAAGACAUUGACAAAACUUAUUUACGGAGAAUGCAGGGGGAUAUGCACCGGUGCGCAGCGAGGUGUUGCGACAACGAGACGUAUAGCAUGCAGAAAGUUCAUAACUGCGUUGAAAAUUGCAGCACACCGCUGAACAAGGCUCAAAAUUACGUUCAGGGUGAACUCGAACGUGUUCAGACGAGACUGCAGAGAUGCGUUAUGGAAUGCAACGACAGUAUAAAAGACCAAAUGUCGCCAAAUCCGACGCAAGAUGAGGUGAACAGGUUCAGCGACAGCUUUGAAAAGUGCGCUACCAAAUGCGUAGAUGUCUAUUGCGACCUGUUGCCUUCCCUCGAAAAAACUAUGAAAAGAAUGCUCGCUGGUUCGAAAUUUGAGCAAUGACGUAAGUCGAUAUUGAUGGUGUAGAAUAUUGGAAUUUUCUAUCCAACAACCGCAUUUAGUUUAUUAUUUUCAUAAUUCUUUGUACGCAAGUUCCAUGCGUAUAUUGUAUGUAGUAGGAAUAAAUACCAAAGGCGGUAUGGGGUCUAAAAAAAGAGUAGUUUUCUUCUACUUGCUCGUUUACCUACAUUCGACUAAUUUCAUAUUUCACAAUGUCUUAUUUCACCAAAUCUUCUCUCUCCAUUCGAAAGGUCGUUCAUUUAUUAUUUACGCCUGCAUCAUUAUAAAUAUACAUUUAUAAGUAUGUACCUACAAUACUGUUUUAUAGAGAAAAGAUCGGAUACCCGGCUACUCAAAAUGUUACAAGUGAUUCUCAUGUUAAUCUAAAUUCGUGGAACGUCUUAUAAAUACUGUACGCAUUGCAAUAUUUCACAGAUGUUCAGUCGAAAUAUAAAACAAGUUGAUGUUAAUCUACUUUUCGUUUUAAUAAAUCUACCUCACUAUU
Diprion similis is the source of this 1032-nucleotide messenger RNA. Its product is annotated as protein FAM136A-like. Lineage: Eukaryota; Metazoa; Arthropoda; Insecta; Hymenoptera; Diprionidae. Gene Ontology annotation, cellular component: cytoplasm. The record is from RefSeq and is a predicted model, not a curated record. The transcript has 3 exons. The coding region runs from base 99 to 530 and encodes 143 amino acids.